AUGCUUCUCCCCCAACUUGCGCCGCCCACCGUUGCUGCUCAUCCGGCGCCGCCCGCAGCCGCUGCUCUCUACGAGAACGGAGCCGCUACUCCCUCCGCCGCAGCUCCCUCUGCCGUUGUUCCCUCCGUCGUCGCCGCCCGCAACCGCUGCUCCCUCCGCCGCCGCCGCCCGCAGUCGUCUGCCGCCGCCGCCCGCAGUUGUCUGCCGCCGCUGCACCAAUCUGUAUUUCGACGACGAUUUGUAUUGCCGGAGAAUAUGAUCCGUAUUCCGGCCGCAAUCGACGAACGGAAUCCGUAUUCUGCAGCACGAGUUUCUGGCUUGGUUGUUGGUUCGUGGUCUGAACAUUCAGGUUCAGUCGAGUUUGCUGCUUUUGAACCAAGCAUUUGGCAGAGGCAAUCUAGGAAAGCAGAGGAAAGCAGAAUGAAGCAUAAUUGA
Molecule: messenger RNA, 435 nt
Organism: Erythranthe guttata (spotted monkey flower)
Lineage: Eukaryota; Viridiplantae; Streptophyta; Magnoliopsida; Lamiales; Phrymaceae
Source: RefSeq, a predicted model, not a curated record